AUGGCUUUUUACUUGGUAUCAAGUCCCGUACACGCCAAAAGCAGAGAACCAAAGUGUCGUAAUUACUGCACACUGGAAUAUAAUCCUCAAUGUGGUACAGAUGGAAAAACAUAUGGUAACCCAUGUUUUUUGAUAGCUGCCCUGUGUGUGAGUGAUGGAAAAGUGAGACUGGCUCAUCAUGGAGAGUGCAAACCAAAGCCGGAGCCAACGUGUGCCGUUGCUUGUCCCAGAAUAAGACUCCCUCCAGUAUGUGGAUCCGAUGGCAAUACAUAUCCCAAUUACUGCAUAUUGGAAGAGACUGCUUGUCAAUUCAAACAGAACAUCACGAUUGUGCACGAAGGCCUUUGCAAACCGAAGUGUCAGGCAGGUUGCCCAAAAAAUUACGAUCCUCAAUGUGGUACAGACGGCAAGACAUAUGGUAACCCGUGCAUGUUGAAAUAUGCUCAAUGUGAAAGCGACGGGAAAAUUAGACUAGCCCAUCAUGGAGAGUGUGAACCUAAGUGCCGACCAUAUUGCCCAUUGCCAUGGAGUCCUCAAUGUGGUACAGAUGGUAAAACAUACAGUAACCCAUGUUUUUUGAAAGCUGCAUUGUGUGAGAGUGAUGGAAAAGUGAGACUGGCUCAUCAUGGAGAGUGUGGACCAAACCCGGAGCCAACGUGUGCCGUUGCUUGUCCCAGAAUAAGACUCCCUCCAGUAUGUGGAUCCGAUGGCAAUACAUAUCCCAAUUACUGCAUUUUGGAAGAGACUGCUUGUCAAUUCAAACAGAACAUCACGAUUGUACACGAAGGCCCUUGCGAACCUAAGUGCCGACCAUAUUGCCCAUUGCCUUGGAGUCCUCAGUGUGGUACAGAUGGUAAAACAUAUAGUAACCCAUGUUUUUUGAAAAGCGCAUUGUGUGAAAGUGAUGGAAAAGUGAGACUGGCUCAUCAUGGAGAGUGCGGACCAAACCCAGAGCCAACGUGUGUCGUUCCUUGUCCCAGAAUAAGACUCCCUCCAGUAUGUGGAUCAGAUGGCAAUACAUAUCCCAAUUACUGCAUUUUGGAAGAGACUGCUUGUCAAUUCAAACAAAACAUCACGAUUAUGCACAAAGGACCUUGCAGUGAGUGA
This is a messenger RNA of Dendronephthya gigantea, 1107 nucleotides long. RefSeq names its product serine protease inhibitor dipetalogastin-like. Gene Ontology annotation, biological process: multicellular organism development; cell differentiation. Gene Ontology annotation, molecular function: protein binding. Bases 1 to 1107 code for a protein of 368 amino acids. Lineage: Eukaryota; Metazoa; Cnidaria; Anthozoa; Malacalcyonacea; Nephtheidae. The transcript has 8 exons. The record is from RefSeq and is a predicted model, not a curated record.